Messenger RNA from Scomber japonicus (chub mackerel), 1105 nucleotides. RefSeq names its product succinate dehydrogenase complex assembly factor 2 (gene sdhaf2). The record is from RefSeq and is a predicted model, not a curated record. Bases 117 to 608 code for a protein of 163 amino acids. Gene Ontology annotation, cellular component: mitochondrion. The transcript is spliced from 4 exons. Gene Ontology annotation, biological process: mitochondrial electron transport, succinate to ubiquinone; protein-FAD linkage; tricarboxylic acid cycle. Lineage: Eukaryota; Metazoa; Chordata; Actinopteri; Scombriformes; Scombridae.
GGGAGCCUCUUGUGUAAUAUUACUGUUUGUAUCUUGACUUUCACUCAGAGACAUCUUCACAGAGGGGAACCCGUUCACCUAGAAGUCUCUCAUCAUAACAAGAAAAAGCGUUUAAAAUGCUGUCUUCUGUUAUUGCGAAAAGACUGGUGACUGGGGUGUGCCAGGCAGCAUGGAAACCAGCAGCGGCAGCCUUGGUACCAUCACGUGGUUACCGUGGAGAUGCACCGGACGACACCAAGGGUGACCUGAUUGAGAUCCCUUUGCCCCCUUGGGAGGAGAAGCCUAACGAGCCCACUGACAUCAAGAGACGGCGCCUGCUUUAUGAGAGUCGCAAGAGGGGCAUGCUGGAGAACUGCAUAUUGCUCAGCCUUUUUGCAAAGCAAUACCUGAACACAAUGAAUGAGUCUCAGCUGCUGCAGUAUGACAGACUGAUUAAUGAACCCAGCAAUGACUGGGACAUCUACUACUGGGCAACAGAAGCCCAGCCCACUCCUGAAGUCUACCAAGGAGAAAUUAUGGAUAUGUUAAAGGAGUUCACAAGAAACCGCAACCAGGAACAGAGGUUGGAUGCACCCAGCUUGGAAUACUUGGAAAAGGAACACCAAUGAAGUCCUUGGCCCCCUGGACUCUCUCAAAGACUCAUCCUGGGUGGGGCACUGUGUGAAAUGGCAGUGUCAAAACCCACCAGAGAAAUCUCAAGGCAUGACUAUGAAGUCAUCUCCAAUUAGACACAGCAGUGUACAAAAUACUGUGGAGUGCAAAAUAUGGGAAAUACCUCAUUAUUGUCUCAUUAUGUCUCCAUUUUCUGCAACUGUUUCAUCUGUUAUAUCCUGCCUGUCGUGAAGUAGAGCUGCAUAGAGGACAUGAAAAUGGAAGCUUUAAGGGAUUUUAGCCUCAGAAAUAUGUGAUUGAAUAUUUGAUAUUAAUUGUAUAGUCUUCUUGUGGUGGAAGACUGUAAAUGGAAAUUGGUUAUGUAUCUAUAGUAUGAAAUGUAAUAGCCAUUUAUUAGCAUAGCUUGAUGAAUCACCACAGCUUGGUUCUGUACUAUAAUUUUACUGUGCCUAUUACAGACAUUAUGGGUUAUUUAAUAAAUGUUGAUCAUCUA